AUGGAUGCAAAGCUGCAAUUCGUCUUCCUUCCCCUGUUGAACAUGCUCCCCUGUAAUGUGCUGCUUCUUGCUGUCAGGAUGGCCCGGCAACCGCCCCUGAAGAUGUCUGAAGCCCAGUUGCUGGCCUCUGAUCAUUCUUUCUUUCUGCGGAUGUCUUGGAAGACGGAGGCUGCCGAAGCCUUUCCGUUGAGGAAUCUGUGGUGGUUUGUCAAAGCGGACAGGACGAACCCGCAAAGCCUGCCUGCCAAUGCCAGCGGCGUUGAGGCGAAGAAGCUGUGGAGACGGUGGUUUCCAUCAGCAUUUGGUGCUAAUGGCUUCCCGGUCUACAUGAGUCAAAUUGCUCGACUGACAGGACAAUCGCACAAUCGCCACCAUCCGGGGCUUGCACUGAACGUCGAAACCAUUGCCUUCGUCAUGGCACCGCCUGUGACCGAUGCCAACUAUUUUGACGCUCGACUUCGCUGCAGAGGCGACAAGCAGCACCGAAGUUUCCUAUCCAUGCUUCCGAGGGAAGAUGCCCAAGAGCCACCAGGGCAAGUAAACAUGUUGCAGAUGUGGACUGCCUUGGAGGAACAGAGCCGAGCUGGGUGCGGGCACUUGCUGGUUGAGACCUGCGAUCCGGCAGCGAACUACCCCUGCAGCAACAACUGCAGGAUCCACACGAACCGGAGGGACUGCUACAAGCCUUUGAGGGCAGUCAUGGAGGAGCAUCCGGGAGAAGAUGGGUACUGCAUCUUCAACCAGGCUGCAUUUUGGGUGAACUAUACCGGCCCUCAGCUUCGCUUUGAUGAAGCUGAUGCGAAGGAAGCCAUUCUUGCCAUGAGGGGCGCAAGCUACCGGGGGCUGAACACUGGCCUGCCGAUCGUGUACCGUUUCGAAGGGCAGGAAAUCAGUUCGCACAUGGACGCGGAUCACUACCUCUUUGAUGACUUGUACGGCUUCUCUCUAGGUUUCCUUCAGAACCAGGGCUUGGAUCCAAGUUGGAUGCAGAAUGCGAGCCUCUGGAGCUCCUUGUCUCAGCAAGCAUGCCAAGAGAUCCAGGAGACUUACCACUUCAGAAGCGAGGAGCUGAUCUUGGCCGAUUGGCUGGACUUCAACCAAGUCAUUGCAGUUAUGACGGCAUGCACUGCCGGAAUGCCGGCAGCGGGAUCCUCUGACCCUUCGGUGCUGAAAGCCGCCGGCUGGCACAGUCCGUCCGACUGCCGGCCCGUAACCAGCAGAGACUUUGCCAAGCAUCAUUAUGUAAAAUGUGUUCUGGGCAUCAAGAACUCGGCCAUGGAUAUGGCUGUUCUGAACGCACGUGCAUGCGUACUUCAGGGCAACCGAAUCGGACAUCUUACUGAGUGUGCAUACAUGCCAGCAGGCAUUGAUUCUUAA
Messenger RNA from Symbiodinium necroappetens, 1377 nucleotides. NCBI's taxonomy places the organism in Eukaryota, Dinophyceae, Suessiales, Symbiodiniaceae. The record is from the annotation of a GenBank genome assembly.